CCCGGAGCCCCCCGGCGCCAGGGGAGGAGGAGGAGGAGGAGAGCGGCGAGGAGGAGGAGGAGGCCAUGGAGUGCGGGACGCCCCCGCCCCCCUCGGACGGCUGGACCGUGGUGCAGCGGCGGCGGCGGCGGUGAUGGGGGGAGGGGUGUCCUGUGUGUCCCCCCCAGCUUGGGGGACACCCCUCCCCCACCCUGCUCCCCAAACUGGGGGGGAAUAAAGGCCCCUCCCCCCAUGGGGGGUGUGGGAAGAGGAGUCGUGUGAUUAUUGGAGGGGGAGGCCGCUUAGAGAGCCCCGAGCCCGACUGGGACCCCAGCGACCCCUCCCAGUAUAAUCCAAUCCCUCCCAGUAUAACCCAGUCCCUCCCAGUUUAACCCAGUCCCUCCCAAUUUAACCCAAUCCCUCCCAGUUUAACCCAGUCCCUCCCAGUGCCCCCGCCCCUCGCCCAGCCCCGCCCAUCAUGGCGGCCUCUCUGAGGGCUCCAGGGCAGUGAGGGGCGUGGCUCUCUCAUCACGCGCUGUGAUUGGCUGCACUUUGUAUCGGCGGUAACGCCCUUCGCGCUUUUCACGCGGUGAUUGGUUGGCUAAUGCGGAGGCGAGCGGCGAUUGGUCAGCUGGGCUUAAACCGGCUGGUCGCGGGCGCUGAUUGGUCGCUGCCUCCCGGGUGGGCGGAGCGAGGCGGGAGAGCGGGAAGACGCGGCGGCGAUGGCGGCGCGGCUGGAGCGCGCGAGGGGGGCGCUGGCAGCGCUCGAGGCUGCCCUGGCCUUGGAGGAGGAGGAGGGUGAUGUCCCCACCCGGAUCCUGGUGGAGCAUCAAAUGGACACCCGGCGGAAGCAGAAGCUGCUCCUGUCCCAGCUCCGGGUGCUGAAGCUGCUCCUGGGGGUCAUCGAGAACCCGGGGCUGCUCCCGUCCCCCACCAACCUGCGCGAGGCGGCGGCGCAGGCUCGGAGGCGCUGGCGGGAGCUGAAGGCGAGGUACGGGGAGGCCCUGGGGGUCCUGGGGGAGGCUGUGCCCCCCGCCCUGGCCCAGCUACACCGGGGCCAGCAGCUGCUGCAGCGCGAGAGGACAGCCCUGGGGGCACGGCUGGAACAGCAAGAAGAGCUGAAGGUGAAGGUGCAUGAGGCCACAGAGAGACGGGACCAGCUGCUCCGGCGGGUUCAGGAGCGGCGCCUGCAGCGGCGCGGCCGGCAGGAGGCCCUGCAGGGACUGAGGGGGACAGCGGCCAGGGUGGGGGCCUCGUGCCACCUGUACCAGGCCCUGGCAGGGGUCCAGGUGCUGCCCCCCUCCCCAGGGACCCCCAAUUUGGAGCUGGAGCUGGGAUCCCCUCCCGGCUCCUUCCAUUCUCUGCCCCCCCUUCACCUGUGCCUCACCCCCGGUGGGGAGGUCCGACUGCAGGACCCCCCCCUGGGGCUGCCCCCUCCCCUGGGCCCGGGGCUGCUGGAGCUGCAGCAGCGCUGCUGGGAGAGCUGGAGCCUCUGGGCAGAGGUGACACACCUGAGGAACAGGUUCGCCCUGGACUGGCAGCCAGAGUUGGGGCUCCUGCAGGUUCUGGGGGGCCCCCGAGGUGCCCAGACCCUCUGGACGCUGCAGCUGGAGCCGGGGUACCCCCAGAGCGGGGGGGUGCGACUGCUGCCCCCACCAAAGGGGGCCCCCCCCAUCCCUGCACCCCCAGAUCCCCCCACUCUGACACGGUGGCUGGAGCUGCUGGUGGGGGGGGUCCCUGAAAAUGGGAGAUCCCCCUCUAUCCCCCCCCCAUAAAAAACCCCACUGCACCCCAAUAAACUCAUGGCCUCCCC
Molecule: messenger RNA, 1792 nt
Organism: Passer montanus (Eurasian tree sparrow)
Lineage: Eukaryota; Metazoa; Chordata; Aves; Passeriformes; Passeridae
Gene: ZWINT
Product: ZW10 interacting kinetochore protein
Exons: 11
Coding region: 702-1754 (350 amino acids)
Biological process (GO): mitotic cell cycle checkpoint signaling; mitotic sister chromatid segregation; establishment of localization in cell
Cellular component (GO): kinetochore; nuclear body; dendrite
Source: RefSeq, a predicted model, not a curated record